Molecule: messenger RNA, 8015 nt
Organism: Eriocheir sinensis (Chinese mitten crab)
Lineage: Eukaryota; Metazoa; Arthropoda; Malacostraca; Decapoda; Varunidae
Product: histone-lysine N-methyltransferase 2B-like
Exons: 3
Coding region: 679-2466 (595 amino acids)
Source: RefSeq, a predicted model, not a curated record
GCUGAUUACGAAACCGACACCGAAUUUCUUGCCUCGUUACUGUAGCAGGGACAAUUAAGGCAGCCUGGUUAUUGUAACAGUAACGCAACACUUCACAAGCAAACAUCAUUACAAUACAACACUACUGAGACAUGAGAAAGUCAACCCCACGACGCGCCCUCGCUAAAGGAGUCAAUAAAAGGCUAUGUUAAACAAGCAAUACCUCCACGCACAUUACAGUGGAGAAGGAGGCGGCGUUACAGGUUCAUUAAGAGGACAAGUAGUAAAGUGACUUCAACGUGAUGGCCGUAGUGAGGGUCGUGGCGUCACAUCAGGGUUGUCUCCUCCUCCCCCUCAUGGCUGCCCCUACGCCCCAGCCACCUCAUUUACGCGUGGUUUCCUACACCUUCCUGAUCCCUCUCUGUCUGUUAUCUUUAGCUAUACUUUACCUACAUAAUCUAUACUGUGUUUUAGAAGGUCCAGAAAGCCUUUAACCAGUGUGAAAUCUGGUUCUCACCGCUCUGUUGUCUCCUCCUCCUCCACCUCAUGGCUGCCCCUACUCGAUGAGAGAUGAAGAGUGGGCACCCCGCGUAGGACUGCAAGGAUGGAAACUGAAACGACCCAGAGCCGCGUCAAAGUGCUGAGCGAGGAGCCGUUCUGUGUGUGUAGCUCUGGAUUUUUCCCUCAAUCACCGCCACAAUGAAUAUAUGGCGGCCGGACCCGUUGAAGGUGUGCGGGGAAAAGUUCACCAAUGCCACGCUGGGGUUCCACGAGUGUGUGUGUCAAUUUGAUUACCGCCACCAUAAGAGUUAUAAGCAAGCCCUAAAGUACAAGCACUGCCUCUUGGCAGAUGAAAUGAGGAGAAUAGACAACUUUGAGCUGUAUGUCAUCAUUGCUGUGGUCGUGGGGGCGGUGCUGAUCUUUGGUGUGGCGGCUUUCUGUUCUUGCAAGUGGUACUUCCACACAAACAGCAACCCGUGUGGGUGUUGUCGCAAGAAGAAGAAGAGAAAAAAGAAAGAUGAGACAACAGAAGAAGAUGCCACAAGCAGUCAUGCUCAUGAAAAUGGGAACCAAGCAUGGACUCCCAUACGCCUCGUUUCUGCUAAGGAGCCCGGCAGGGAGUCCCAAGACUCCCACACAGACACAGAGGAUCCUGCGCAAGACAAGAAGAAGGGGCUGUGUAUGAAGUUUUGUCUCAGUGACCCAGUUCAGGAUUGUUGUGAGUUCUUUGACUGUGACAUUAUGUGGCGCAAGAAGAGCAUCUACACUGUACCUGUGUUCGGCCGGCGGAAGCCACCUCCAAUGCAGAGGAGACCCACUCGCCCCGCUCCACCGCCCCCCAGGCCCCAAGUAACCCCUAUUGUGAAGCAUCCCGAGCCCCUGCACAUUGGGUUCGAGGAGCUGGAGUGUGAACCCAUACCUGAGGCUCCUCCUUCCCCCGAGCCAGUGAGGGUUGACCAGCCGAGGGCCAUGUAUGUGGAUCCGUUUGCCUUCCUUCAGAAACCAUUCCUGAAAAGCAAAGAAAAGACAUCUGAGGAAGAACCUGAAGCUUUGUAUAGCAAAAUGAAGGGCUUUGUGUUUGGCAAGAAGAAGAGCAGUAGUGUGGCAUCACUCAACCAAGUUGGUGUGUCCACCAACCCAGACACUGUUAGUAAUGCUUCAAGCAAGAAGAGCAAGCACAGCAAGACUGGGAGCUUGGCUUCAUUGCAUAACCUGAGUGAUGAACAACUGGACAAGGGGUACCAUGCCAAGAGGUCCAUGAGUCUUGCCUCGUUGCACAUGGUGGAGGAGGAGAACACGCAGCAGCUUGUGCCUAAGGGACCAGGGAGCAAACUUCAGGUGGCCAGGAGCAGAGGCUCCCUGCAUAACAUUUGUGAGGAUGACAUUCCUCCAUCAAUGAGAACAGAUGAAUACAUUGACCUUGAGGAGAUGAACAGGCGAAUCGAGGCAAAGAUGAUGGCUCAGCAGGCUAAUCAGACCAGACAGGAGACCUCAGGACCUCAGAAGCCUCCUCCACCAAGCACGGAGAGUAAGCCCACAUCACCUCCACCCAUCAUGCGGACACCAGACUUCAUUCCGGCUUCGGCAUACACACAGCCACCACAGCCCACAGCACCACAGCACUACAAAUCGUUCCCCCCUCAGUAUGACUGGGACGCCACGCAAAGGCCCGUCUCACCACAAGGAAGACUUAUCAUGUCUAAUGGGGAUGGAAUGAUGCCAAAGUAUUAUCCACCAGUGCCUGCAACCCCUGAGAAACCUGCAGUGCCAGCAAGACUAGCUGUUGGAACCCCUAUUGUUGGUAAUGGUACUCUGGGAAGACCCAAGCCUACAGUGCCACCUCGCCCAGGCAGCAACUCCCCCAAGCCACGGGCUCCACAGCCGCCAUCAAUGCAGGGAACGCUGGGGAGGUCAGGACAUGUGGUGAAGCCUUCCUCCCCGCCGCCGCCACCGCCAGUCACUGCUCCCAUAGAGUCGUCCCUCUGAGGAAGGCCAGUUUGUGGCUCAGAAUGGGGUCAGUUACAUUACAUAAAGUUAAUCACCCAAAUAUUUGUCUGCUCAAUGAACACUUGUCGAGUACCCGUUUGUGCAAAUGUUGUGUUGCCGAUGGACUGUCUUUCAUUCUCAUGAUGCAUCGUGAGACCCAAAUCAUUUAAGUAAGAAGUUGCCUUCCUGUGCAAAGGAUAGAAUGGCUGUAAUAGACAAAUCUAAGCUUCCUCCCCAUGAUGUUGAUUCACACCAAAGGGUAGAGUAAUAUUUCAAUUGUGCCAUUGUAAAUAACUUUCAAGCAUCAUGCAUUUAGGCUUCUAAGGGUAUUUAAGUGUAUCUCUAACUCAAUCAGCAUCCUGGAAAGAAAGUUACAAAAAAUCAUAGAAAUUAUUGUUGUACUGAUUUUAUAUCCAAGUGUGUCUUAUUCAGAUAUACAUAUUGGCCUAGCAUGUAACCAUCAUCUGUUACUGCUAUUCAGGAAUGAAAAACUGGCAGGCUGAUUAUGUUUUAGUGUGAUGUAGGGUUCAGGUGAUGAUCAUAAACAUUUGUGACUCACCAAAACAGGACAGCCUUGUUUAGUGUGUGAUGGGAACAUGAGCAGUGAUGCAGCGUGGCUGGCAUUUGGACAGACUGCUGUGGCUGUUUUAUGCUGCUGCUGCUGUUGUGUUGCUGUCACUCCUUUGACAAUGUAAACCAACCUGAAGUUCACAUGAUAAGUUCACUAGUCUCCAGAAACUGCUCAGCUCAGUAAAUUCUUUGUAUAUUGUACUAUUGCAGUAUUUUUACUACUUUGCUUUUAAUUCUACAUGGACAGUAUUUGAGAGUAUCUAUGAAUGUUUACAGGGAUAGUAGUAAUGUUAUCUUACUUCACUAAAGAUAAAUAUGUCUUGUAUUGUGCAUUGUAGUUCCUUGUGUUAUGAUAACUAUUAUAGCUACUUAUCCAUGUACUGUUGAAAUGAAUUUAUUCUAUUAGGUGUCGUGACUAAAUUUGCAGAAAAGGUUCCGUCUCACUCUGGUUGGCAAAACAUGUUGCUGAUAACUUUUAUGGAUGCUUUUCAACGGUCUGAUAGUUAUUUCUGUUGGAAAUUUCCAUGUAUUUGGUCUGGCUUACCCUGGCCACCUAAACUAACCAAGCCUGCCUGUGUGAUGUAACCUACCUAUGGGUAGCUACUUGUCUCCACGGAAUUACUAACCUAUCGCCAUGGGUUGGUGACUAAAUGUCACCAAAUUAGUAUCUUGACCCCACUGGCUGUGAUGGCUCAGCAUGGCACAGCUCAACUCUGCUGGCUUGGCCUGCUCAGAGGUAGUGAAUAAACAUGUUUCCCGCUGACUCAUUAAUAUGACAAUGAAAUGAUUUAUAAGAAGAGAAUUUAGUGAUAUCUAGUGGAAAAUGUUGUUAGGUUUAUUAAUAUUCAUAUUAGGAAAAAUAGCGUCAACCAUUGGUGUGAGGCAGGGCCUUUUCUGAAAUGUUUCAAUACUGGAUUUCAAACAUACUUAUUAUUAUGAAAUAUUUUUGAAAAUGAGAUGAAUGAGUGAAGCAGAAUAGUGUGUUGUACAAAGGAUUAAGAUAUGGACAGUAUAAUUGAUCCAAAGUUACAUAUCUUCAUAAUCAUUAACAUUUUUAUCAUACGCGAGGGGAAAGGGGGGUCUUUGACACAUUAGAAAUGCAUUGCAUCUGCAAAUUGUGAACAUUGGUACUUUUUUUAUGAAAUCAUCCAUUGCAUUGUAAAUAGUGUAAAUAUUUUGUAUAAUUUGUAAAUAGCUAACAGAGGCCAGUUGUAGACAUUACAGUAGACCUGACAUGUAAUGGCAUGUAUUUGGGGGAGGAAACACCCAGCUCAACACUGCCAAUCAAGUGUUGGGGCUGGGCUGUCAUUGCUUCUGGGCUGGUGACUCUGAGGAUGGGUAGGCAUAAGUUCCCUGCUGCUGUAAAUCAUUUUGUAUCAUAAACAUGUGAUGGGUGAGGGAAGUUCCACGUACUUAUAUUAUUCGUUGACUAGAAGGACUGCAUUUUGAGGUAGACUCCAUCGUAUGUUCCUUGACUCCUCCUUACUCCUGUUUUCAUAAGCUCACUUUUCCAUUUUUAAACCUCUUCUGUGACCCUCAUGGCUUGCAGAUAUUCUCAGUGAACCACAAAGUUUCUCAGUCAGUAGUAUGAUCUUCCUCCAGUCUGCUUAGUAGUUACUCUACCCUUUGAAUACUGACAACAGUCCUCCUCUUCAAAUAACUCAGCCCAUUACAGUUUUAUUGACAUGAUAUAACAUUUCAUGAUCUUUGUUACUGCUAGUUUACAUAGUUCCUUUACCAUGCAGUCUUGUCAAUGUUUUGCCUUGCUUAAGUGCUAGAUAGUACUGAGGCAGGUGUGCCUAUACAAGCAAAUGAAAACUACACACAGGAAGGGAGUUUUGAGGAUCUCAAGGAAAUUAAAGGAUCAAGGCCACAUCAAUCAGAGGUACAAACUUAUAUUAAGCCUAUCAAUAGCUGAUUGUUUCAUUGGUACUUAAGCUUACAGAAAAUUUAUUGAAUAGUCCCGGAUGAUUUUAAUCAAUGUGGUUCACCUGAUGAUGGUUUCUCUCUAGACUGUCUUUUUCUUCAUCCUGGAAUCAACCUUUACUGUCUCCUGUGUGGAAAACAGAGAAUUGAUGGUUGAUAAUAGUUGGGCAAAGCGCUCUCACUUUAUCACUUGAGUCAGGUGCAAUCCCACACCCUGCCUGGUGCUGGAUGUGGUGUUACAAUGUUUAUGAUGUUUAUUGAUGCUUCUGCUGUUUCUGGGAUCAUUAUUUGAGUGUUUUAUGCAGGAAAAGUGUUGUCUUAGCCUUGCUGUACACAGGUGUGGGUGUCUGUUGCUGGGAGUGGCAUAAUCAUAUUGAUGAUGAUGCUGGCACUGAUGUGGGGGAAAGAGCCACAGUCAGGUGCUGCCUUUUCAGCACUAGCUAGUUUUUGUGCCAGAGUUAAGUGUUGAUGGUCAUCUAACUACUUGCUUCAAAGAAACUGAUUAAUUAUGGGUGUUCAUAGAGAAAAGUAAGAUAUUUGUAUAGAUUCUUAUACCAGAUACACAUAGCAAGACUACAAAAGGUCAGGUGGCCUACACAGGACAGCUCAGUGUACACUUUUUGAGCAAAUUACGUCAAUUAGAACAGAAUGAACUUGUGAUGAAUAGUCUGGCACUGAAAUAGUCUGACGUUGAAAUGGUGGCGCUGAAUUGGGCUAUCUCCUGUUCCUGGUAUUUUAUAUUAGUUUGCUAAAUAAGAAAGAUGCAAGCUUGGUCUUGAUGUGUACAGUUGUGGGCAGGUGUAUCAAGCAGCAGGGCAGGUGUUACAUGGCUGCCUCAGUGUUGCAUUUAUGUUGUGCUUAGAGGAUCGGGAAAGCAUAUAUUUCAGUAUUGAUGGUUUGUGAUCAGAUUCCAGAGUAUUUUAGGCUUAUGAUUAUAUGUAUUUACUCAGUUCCUUUCAGUCUGGCUGCUGGUCUUUGUUUAAGAGUGUUAAGGAAGCGAAAGGAAGGGACGCUUGCGUAGGACUAUUUUAUCAUUCUUAAGGACUCCAGGAAAUUGAUUUGACGUCACAAACCUUUGGAGUGUGAAAUGAAUCUUUUAUAUAUGAUCAUUAACACUCAUUGGACUCUAUGAUGUUGCAUGUACUUAGGACAUCUUUUCAUUCAUUGAUGUAGUGAUGACUUGGACCAUUAUGUACUGGCCAAGAGCUUGUGUUUAUUAUAUUUUCUUGAUCCCUGGAUUGGAACUUCGUAUGGGAAUUUCCAACGUGUGUAUUGUGAUAAUGAUUUAAGAGUCCUUGUGUGUGGUGGAUUCUGGGUAGUAUUCGGUGGCAAGGACAAAGUGUCACUGUGGCUUUUGCAGUGAAUGAGGGACAUUUUGAAAAGCUCCUCUGAACCCUAAACAUUGUAUGUGAUUAUUCCUCUUUGCCUCUCAUUGGCUUUGAACAAGUGCCCUGAGGCUGAUGAGGAUGCUCUCUACCUUACUGAGAAAUUGUUGGCAUUAUGAGAACUUGACAAAAGUACCUUAGUCUGUCUAAUCCAUUUAUACAGACUGGCAUUGAUUAGUUUUGUUGAUUGUUUCAAUAUUGUUAAUUAUAUUAAUUCAGAAAUCAGGUUCUAUAUUUGAAUUAAUAAGAAACUGUAUGGGAGCUUGCUGUGGCUAAAUUAUUUUAAGUAAUAUAAUAACCUUUAUUUUUUAGUAAGGUGAUAUCUCUGGAUAACUUUCAAUGAAACAAAGUUAUCAAAACGUGACCCCUGAGAUUGUACGUCACAUACUGCAAUUUGUGGUUAGUGAUUAGUAGCACCUUGAGAGUCUUACUACUUGAUUGAAUGCACAUGUAUGUAGCUGUUAUGCAAUGGAAGGGAGAGUGUUGUAGUACCUUCAUUGAAAAAAUACUCAUACUUACCAAGAAAAAUGGGAGGGAAACUUAAUUUUGCAACAGGAGCAAGGAAAACAUAUGAUAGGAGACAUCACACAAUGUUAUCAAUUAAUGGAAAAGUGUAAUUAUACAUCUAUUGAAAGAAUGUUCAUACACCAAAAGAAAAGAAAAAAAGGGGGGGUAAUGUGAACUUGCAUCAGGAGCAAGGAUAACUUCUGUUGCAGUGAAAUGAACCAGUCCCCCGUUGCUACAAGGGAGAUGGUGUUGUGUGGUGGUGUCAGCAAGAGUGAGAAGGAAUGCAUGAAGCAGAGGUAAAGGAGGGAAUGGCAGGGCUGAUGCAGCACCUUGAUCUUGCUGACUUCCGGGUGUUGGGGUGCCUGGCUUGUGCCGGCCUGCUGCCGUCAUGGGAGUGGGACAUGUAUGCGUGUGUGGGGAAAGUAUAUGAUUUUUUUUUUUUUUUUAUUAAUAUGAAAUGAGGUUUUGCUGUAUUUUCGAUGUGUUGCAAUGGACCGUAUUGGCUAUACAGGCAGCGCCACACUUGGCCACUCAGUGAACUGUCAAAGCCGUACUUUCCAUAGAACUCAAGUUAUGUACUAGAGUGCGUCUGAGGCUGCCUCCAGUAUACAAGGCUUUGGUGCCGCCACCGCUCCAAGCCAACGACUGCACACACUUUACUCCAACCCGACUUCCUGACUCUACUAUUUGACAUGGAGAGAAACUGAAAUCAGGUAGGAGUGAAGUGUGUGGAAUCAUCGGCUUGUGGCGACGGCGGCAUCGUGGCUGUGUAUCACUUGAGACAUCCUCAUACUCACUAGUCUAUAAUGUGAACCAUAUGGAAAAUUCAGCUUGGAGUUGAGUGGCCACAUGAGGUGCUGACUGUACAGCCGAUAUGGUCCAUUGCAGAAAACGCAGGAAUCAAAAUAUUGUUGUGCAAUCUACUAAGAAUAAUUAACUAACAAGUAUGUCUGUGCUAAGUGCGAAUAAUGCUGCCCCGAUAGUUACAACAGGGAAGCGAAGAUUAAUUAUUUUCUUGGCAGCUAGUAUGAUCAUGUGUCCUGUCAGUAACUUAGCAAUAUGCCAGUAUGAAAUAGUUCCAUUAUUCAUAUGCUGACCGAGCUCCAUUGUGAUAAUGUAUGCCAUACUUUGUAUAGUGUAAAUAAUAAUGGAAAUGAUUGA